AUGGCUGCCAAUACCACCAAAAAAUAUCCACUGGGCUCUCCUCAAGAGCACAUUGAAAUGUGUGGAACUCAUGAAUUACCUAUUGACAUGAUAUGUGAGGACUGUGAUGAAUUUAUUUGUGGUGAUUGCGCAAAAUCAAAUCAUAGAGAUCAUAACUGGAAAACCAUAUCCACGGCAGCCACCCAAAGGAGGAGAGGUCUGCUGAAAUUUUUGAAGAAGAUUAAGGAAGAAAAUCUACAUACACUUGCUGAGAAGCUAAAGAAGAUUCCACGACAGAUCACAGAAAAUAAACAACUAUGCGAUUCUGAGAUUAAAAGACUACAGAAGCAUUACGAAGAUAUAAUAGCCAGGCUGACAGAAAUCAGAAUACGGCAUGAAAAGACAAUGAAAGACAACUUGAUUAAAAAGAAUGAUGAGCUGAAUCAUGUGAAAUCUGAGUUAGAGAAGACGAAAAGAGGAAUUGUUGACACAGUAGAAUUCAUGGAGGAGAACAACAGCACCAUGUCUGAUUACAGCUUGAUUGACAACCACAGAGAAUUGACAAAAAUGCUGUCUGAAUUAGAGGUUCAUAUAACAAAUUGCGAACAUUCAGUGAGCUGUCUGUCACCAUCAGGAUCUGUGUCGACAGUCAUCAGUACAGAUCCACUGGUACCAUAUGGAAUCUGUAAGUCAGUGGACGGAGGACUACUGGUCACCUUAACAGAUGAGGUAUCAGAUGAUCACAAAUUAGAGUCUCACAGCAGACGUCUGGUGAGCCACAUCACAGUGACAGGUGAUGUCAUCCAUGAGUAUGAGUACCAGGAGGACGGUCAGACUAGACUGUUUACAGAGCCAUACAGUGUCACACAGAACAGUAACAGUGAUAUCUGUGUUGUGAAUCGUAAAAGUCACACUACUCGUGAACUAGUGAUUUUGUCUCCGUCUGGUCGUAUGAAGUCUGUCUACCGUGGACAGAACCUGGCAGAGAACUUUUGUCCACAUGGUGUAGUGUGUGACUCCCUCGGUAAUAUCCUUGUUAAUGACCCACGGAACAAACAGAUCCAUCUACUGAGUCCUGACGGGGAGUUCCUGAAGUUCUUACUGACAGACAAUGAAGUGAACUAUCCCUCCACACUGUCCCUAUACAAAUCUACACUGUGGGUGGGGUGCUUGCGAAGGAGUUGUCAAAGUGUUUCAGUACAGGGUGUAGAAAUAGAAUAUACCAGACUGGACUAA
Molecule: messenger RNA, 1215 nt
Organism: Saccostrea cuccullata (small rock oyster)
Lineage: Eukaryota; Metazoa; Mollusca; Bivalvia; Ostreida; Ostreidae
Exons: 2
Coding region: 1-1215 (404 amino acids)
Molecular function (GO): zinc ion binding; ubiquitin protein ligase activity; protein binding
Source: RefSeq, a predicted model, not a curated record